Molecule: messenger RNA, 2384 nt
Organism: Esox lucius (northern pike)
Lineage: Eukaryota; Metazoa; Chordata; Actinopteri; Esociformes; Esocidae
Product: sterile alpha motif domain-containing protein 3
Exons: 7
Coding region: 511-2073 (520 amino acids)
Source: RefSeq, a predicted model, not a curated record
AUUUUCAGUGCACAUGCUUUUUUGCUGUGCAUUUAUUAGCUUGUGAAGUUUAGAUUUUUUUUUAAAAAGUUUAACAUGUUUAUCUGUCACUUUUGUAAUAAUGAGAGCAGUACAAUCCUGAGUUUUGUGCAGCAUGUGAAAUUGCAUAGAAAUGUGCCUAAAUCAGGUUUUAAAUGUGCUGUACCUGAUUGCCCACAUAUUUUCACCCAGUUUUCUUCAUUGAAGUCCCACAUAUACAGAAAUCACAGAGAACAUCACCAGUCUGCUGCUAAAGAGCAUCAGGCACAUAUGUGUGAUAAUGAUAAAACAUUUAAAUGCCAUGUAGACUUUUGUGAUUUUCAAUGUGGGACCCUAACACAGCUUUUGUCUCAUUUAAAGAGCCAUAUUCAGUCCGGGCUGGAGAUCCGGUGCCCAUUUGGGUGCAACAGGACAUUUAAGGUGACAACCUGGGAUCCCACAUGAUUGGUGGUUUUGUCGAGAAUUUUAGCCGAAGCCUACAUUUCUGCAGGUAUGUCCAACUUAGAGGAAAUAAAACUUGCCAUCUCCUCUUCAUUACCUGGUCUCUCUGAUGAAACGCUUAAAAAAUGUAUCCAUGGACUUUCUGCUAUUGGUGUUGAGACAAAAGAUGACCUCCAGUAUGUCAAAGAAGAAGACCUCAUGGAGUUCCUCAGGCCUAUACAAUGCCGCAAACUACUGAAUGCAUGGAAAAAUGAAGAACAAUCCAGCUGCACAAGUCCCCAACGCUCAUUGCGUCAUGUUCUUUCGGAUACAUCAAGCCCAGGAUCAGAGAGUUCAAGUUCUACAACAUCUAGUUCUACUGCUUGCUUUUCAGCAUCUUGCGCCUGGGCUGAAACAUUUAAGGUGCCUUGGGAAGUCAUGUCUUCCGAAAUUAAACUGGCCAUUGCAAAUAAAAAAAGACCAUCACCAGCUGAUCGAAGGAAGCUAGUAAGAAUGUUAGUGGAUAACAUGCAAAAACAUGAAGUAAACCCAUCAAAGGCACAGUGUCAGAUUGUAGUGCAGAAUAUUGUUAAGCAGUACCCGGACAGCUUUGCUGAUGUUCUGUCUGAUGGAACAAAAAUAGGUAGUGGGUAUGCCUCUUUGCUCUUGCAAGUUAAAACCCGUGUUGAACAUGUAAACAGAAACAACACUUUAGCUCGUCAGAGAAAAGAACGAUUACGAUCAUCGUGUAGCACCAUAAGCCAGAGCUCAAGAAGGCUGGCUGAUCAAUAUGGUUGUGUCAGUUGGCAGCCUGAGGAGUUUCCUGCGGGAGAAAAUGAUGACACUCUAGAAGAGAAGCGCAAGCAAAUGGUUCUGCUUCAGUCUACUGAAGGAAUGUCUGGAGCCGAUAGAGGAGAACUUCACAAGUUGAUGGAGGUCACAUAUUACCGUCAGCGCCGUGAUAUAAAUGCCACUCCACCACUGUCUGAACUAAAGAACUCAUGGCCUUACCUGUUUUGUCUGAAGGGAAUCUUUUUACAUUUCCAAUUGCUUACUGACAUCUCACUGCUACAAAAAAUCAUGGAGAGCAUUCAAGGGAAAGGAAAGAGGAUUAUAAGAUUUUUUCAAGAAAAGCCAUCAAACAAAGAGGUGUGUGCUGUUCUGUCAAAGUAUCAAGAGGGAAAUUCUCUGGUCCUGUGCAUCUUGAAACUCUUAAUGGCCCAUUUCAAAGAGAGGACAGAAUCACUUCUAAUUGAAGCUGAUGCAGCAGCAACCGCAGCCGACAUGGAAAGAGAGGGAUUACCGGAUUCACCCGCACUGAUCAUCCAAGGUGAAUCCAUGACCCCAAGCAAGUGGAUGUUGUCAGUCGAGAGGGAAGUUGUCCUGGGCCCAUUUUCAGAGGCAUUUGUUGAGGGCCUGGCAGCAUUGUUUGCGACCUAUUACAACUUAAAUCUUGCUUAUCAGGAUGACGCUGCAUGCACGCUGGAAUUUAUUCAGAGAGGACUUGUGGGCAUCAACCCGGAAACAGGAUCAAAAGUUGCUGCUGGAAAGCGAGACAAGAAAAUGCACGGAAUGAACCCACAUGUAUGCACACUGUUGCGUAAACUAAUGGACUUCGAAUGGCUUGUCAUUUAAAGUAUUCCAAUACAAAUGAUACCAGAGACUGACCCAAUUUCCAAGUUCAUAUUCUUGCCUUUAAGGUAGGCACAGUUCAUGCCAUUUCUUUAGGUUAUGACAUUAGAGCUAUGACUAUAAUCACUUUAGGAAUGUGCACUACAUAGUUAAUAUUUAAGUGCUGCUGUUCUGAGGUUUUUGUCCAAGGCUAAAGCCUUACAUUUAAUGUGCAAUUAAUUUUGGAAUCAGGUUGUUAAAUAGCCAUUAUUGCACAAACAUUUUUAUAUUAAUGAAUCAAAGCUAAAGCCUUGCAUUUAAUGUGCAAUCUCCUU